Molecule: messenger RNA, 1140 nt
Organism: Radiomyces spectabilis
Lineage: Eukaryota; Fungi; Mucoromycota; Mucoromycetes; Mucorales; Radiomycetaceae
Product: pyridoxal phosphate-dependent transferase
Exons: 5
Coding region: 1-1140 (379 amino acids)
Cellular component (GO): peroxisome
Molecular function (GO): L-serine:pyruvate transaminase activity; L-alanine:glyoxylate transaminase activity
Source: RefSeq, a predicted model, not a curated record
AUGUCUGCCCGUAAGCUUUGUAUGAUUCCUGGCCCCAUUGAAUUCCAUGAGGAUGUCUUGGCCGCUAUGGGAACUCCUGCCACCUCCCACGUCGACCCCAACUUCAUCCCCAUUCUCGGUGAGAGCAUCGAAAUGGUCCGCAAGGUCAUCCUCUCCGAAGUUGCUCAGCCUUUCAUCACCUCCGGCUCCGGUACCCUCGGUUGGGACAUGAUGGUCAACUUGAUCGAACAAGGUGAUGAAGUCUUGUUGCUCAACACCGGUUACUUUGGUGAGAACUUGGCUGACUGUUUGACCACCUAUGGUGCCAAGGUCACUCAGCUCCGUGCUCCCGCUGGCAGCCGCCCCUCUGCUGAUGAAUUGAAGGCUGCUUUGGCCGAGAAGAAGUACAAGAUGGUCACUGUCACCCACGUUGACACCUCCACUGGUGUUCUCUCUGACAUCAAGAAGGUUGCCGAGAUUGUCAAGGCUACUUCUCCCGAAACCUUGGUCGUUGUUGAUGGUGUGUGCUCCGUCGGUUCUGAGGAAAUCCGUUUCGAUGAAUGGAACUUGGACAUCGUCAUCACCGGUUCUCAGAAGGGUUUGGGUGUUCCCCCCGGUCUUUCCAUUGUCAUUGCUUCCCCCUAUGCCAUCAAGGUCUUCCAGGAAAGAAAGACCCCCAUCCCCGCCUACUACUCCAACUGGAACAAGUGGCUUCCUGUCAUGCAAGCUUAUGAAGCUCGCAAGCCCGCUUACUUUGCCACCCCCGCUGUUCAGCUUGUCUAUGCUCUCCACGCUUCUUUGAAGAAGAUCACCAGCGAACCCAUGCAGGUCCGUUUCGACAAGCACCGUCAGGUCGCUUCCGACUUCCGCAAGACUGUCAAGGACCUUGGUUUGAAGCAGGUUGCUCAGUGCGAGGAAUGCUCUGCCAACGGUAUGACUGCCAUCUGGUUGCCUGAAGGUGUUGAAGUUGCCAAGUUGGUUCCUGCUCUUGCCAACAAGGGUGUCCAGAUUGCCGGUGGUAUCUUGAAGGACAUUGCCACCAAGUACUUCCGUAUUGGUCACAUGGGUAUCUCCGUCAUGGAAGAUGAACGUCAGCACAUCCCCAAGGUCGUCGAUGCUUUGACCUCCUCCUUGACCGAACUCGGCUACAAGUCCGCCUGA